AUGGACCCUCAGUUCAUCAACUUCACCAAGCCGGUUGAAGAGCUCGAGAAUAAGAAAGCGAAUUUUUCAGGAUCAGACUCCAGUUUUAGAAAUGAGAGCAGCGUGGACGAAUUCUGCGAGAUCCCUUUGGACAAUUUCCUGCUCCUCGAUCUCUUACCAUCUGUUUUCAUUUUACUCCUGCUCAUGUUUGUAGAGCGCAGACAGAAGAUUUGCUCCUUUGAGAAGAGAUUCCCGUGUCUGAGCGGCCGAUUUGGCAUCAUGGUCCCUCUGGACUUCACCAGCUCUCUGGAGAACCGAUGGUCCUAUGCUUUCGCUUUUGGAGCCAUAACACCUCUGAUAUUCUCUCUGUUCUUUGGUGACAUCAAUCCGUUUCCAUACGCACCACGCUACCUGAAAGUGUUUGUAUACUUGGUAGCAGCACUGGAGGUGGGUGUCGUCUGUAAGCCGUUCUUUGCCUGUCUUUCAACACCAAACCAAAUGCUUGGAGGAAUUCUGGGCCUGCUGUAUACACUCAACUGGUUUGUUUUGAAGCUUUGGGAUUUUAUCUUAUGUAAAAUUCCCCGAAAACAAGAUGAUGGAAGCUUUACGACUUUUUCUCAGCAAUAUUUUUGGUUAUUAGACAUUCCACAUUUACUGUCUUUGGGGUUCCUGUUGUUCCGAUUUGGCUUCAUCAUAGUGAAGGACGUGCUGAUCCGACUGAAAAUAAUCGACAAACAGAAGGAAGUAAAGAAACAUCAAUACAGAUAUGUACAGAGAUUACUGAGAGGACCUGCUGAAGUGUCUGUGGAGAAGAGCUGGUUCCAGAGGAAAGUGUAUGAGUGGGAUCCGUAUUUUAAAUUCCCAAACAGGAUCAUCGCCACCGUUGUGCUCUGCGUCCUCGGAGUGUACAUGAUUGUUUUUUUUGAGCAGGUUAUGUCUAUAUGGUGUACAAAGAAUAUUUAUCAACUACCACACAAUUACAUGGAACUGGAUUUACCUUUUAGAACUGAUAUAUUUGAAUCACUUUGGACCAAACACCUGAACUAUAUAACAUAUACCUGGUACAUCACAGCAGUGUGUGCUGCAGUCUCAUCUGUAAUUCACAUUAGUCAUGUGUUGGUGUAUUACAGGAAGCACAUCAAAUCACUGUGGGCUGGAGACAAAAAAUAUCUGCCAAAGAACAAAAUGAAUGCUGCUGUUAGUGUGGCAGGACUUCUGAAGUAUCCUGGCUAUCAGAUUGCUUUCACCAUGUGGGGUUAUCUGAUUGUUCAUGUGGCCAUGUUCACCGCUGGUAUGGUGUUUGUGUACCUGGUUAUAUCACCCAUCAGCGAAUACGGCUUUCACUUCUGGCUGCUUGAGCUCACCAACUUUCUGACAAAUUUCAUCAUCGUGUUCACACUGAUGAGGUUUCAGCGCUUCAUGAUCAAAAUAUUUUUCCUGCAAGAUAAAAACUCUCCUCAGGACAAAGAGAAACCACUCGCACUCAAUAACAGGAAAAUUUUCCACAACUUUAACUACUACCUCUUCUUCUUUAACAUGAUCUUGGGCUUGGGGAGUUGUGUGUUGCGUGUAAUUCGGAGUGCCGUCGUGGCCUUGAUGCUGCUGUCACGGAUCGAACGGACCAUCAUGCCUCAGGGCUUCAAGAAGCUGGAUGCGAGUCACUCUACAUGGUUGGGAAUGAUCAUAACAGAUCAUUAUCACAGUAAUCCAGUUCUGGUGUGUUUCUGUCAUCUGCUGCUCAAACACACACUGCAGAGUGUCCGAGUGGACGAGGGCGUAAAACCGGCUCCUCCAGCUAUGAAGCGAGCUCGACUACGCUGGGUUCUUGUGUACACCUUGCUGAGGAACCCGGGACUCAUCCUGCUAAGGAAGCGACGCUGGCAUUUGAACAAGGAAGCAUUAGAGCUUGCCUUCAUCUGGGCCAUGACCAGACACCGGGCCAAUCAGGACACCCAGGGAUCCGGCAGAUCCGCACUAACUCUGAUUUCUGCCUUACACCGUUCUUCAUUUAAUUCCGAGCCUUGGUGGGAAGGUCUCAGAAGAACUUGUCCUCCUUAAAUCCUAUUGCUCAGCUGGAUCUUGGAGCAGGAACCUUUAGCCACACCCACUUUUAUGCAUGGCUUGGGCAUGUCAUAGAUACAGUAAU
Messenger RNA from Hemibagrus wyckioides, 2125 nucleotides. RefSeq names its product stimulated by retinoic acid gene 6 protein-like. The transcript is spliced from 20 exons. Gene Ontology annotation, cellular component: plasma membrane. Lineage: Eukaryota; Metazoa; Chordata; Actinopteri; Siluriformes; Bagridae. Gene Ontology annotation, biological process: vitamin A import into cell. Gene Ontology annotation, molecular function: signaling receptor activity; retinol transmembrane transporter activity. Bases 1 to 2037 code for a protein of 678 amino acids. The record is from RefSeq and is a predicted model, not a curated record.